Molecule: messenger RNA, 3480 nt
Organism: Myotis daubentonii (Daubenton's bat)
Lineage: Eukaryota; Metazoa; Chordata; Mammalia; Chiroptera; Vespertilionidae
Gene: ZC3H3
Product: zinc finger CCCH-type containing 3
Cellular component (GO): nucleus
Molecular function (GO): metal ion binding
Source: RefSeq, a predicted model, not a curated record
CGUCCUCUGCUCUGCGCAGGCGUAGCUGAGGCGUUGCCAGGGCGACCGCGGAGGCCAAGCCCGGCUGCAGUGCGCAGUCUCAGAGCCUCUCGCGCUCCGCCCGCCCCGCCCACAGGGAGACGGUCGCGCGGCGAUGACGUCGCGGGGGCCUGGCCGGGCGUCGCAGACUCGGGAGAUGGAGGAAAAGGAGCUGUUACGGCAGCAGAUCCGCCUCCUGCAGGGUCUGAUUGACGACUACAAGAACCUCCAUGGCAACACUCCUGCCCCAGGCCCCUCAGCCUCCGGCCGCUGGCAGCCGCCCGUCUACAGCAGCAGCAGGGCCUUCGGGGCUCGCUACCCUCGUCCCGGCCGCAGGGGCUUCUCCACGAGCCACGGGCCUGCGUGGCGCAAGAAAUACUCCCUCGUGAAUCGACCCCCGGGACCCUUGGACCCACCUGGCGACUCCUUGGACUCACCCGGGGACUGUGCUGCGCACCCCACCCUCGGGGCUGGAGGCAGCCAGGACCCCACCCCCCAGCAGUAUGUCCUGGAGAGGCAGGUCCAGCUCAGUGCUGACCAGAGCAUGGUCAUCAAGAUCAAACCCCCGUCCCAGCCCAGCGUGGCUGGUGCUGCAGGGGCCCCCCGGGACCCUCCUUGGAGCGACCGCAGGCCUUGGGGAGGGGAGGGCGAGCCCCCUGGUGGGCAGCGCCCGCCCUCAAAGCCAGGAAGGGCCAAGGGGAACUACAGCACAGAGGACUGCCAGCUGGUCUGCCAGAAGGAGGCCGGCAAGCCCCGGGUGGUGAAGUCUGUGAGCAGCUUGAGCGACAGCCCCUCGGAGUCCCGGCGGACGGUCAGCGAGAGCGCCAUCUCCGUCAAGGCCCGCCUCCUGCCUCCCCCCGGGCCCCAGCGCAGUGGCGUGGCCCUGACUGUGAAGGUGAGCUCGCACCCUGUGGCCGGCUGUGCUGCACAGCUCCCUGGGGACAGGAGAGCCGAUGCCGGCCGCCCCGAUCAGCCCGCUCAGGCUGGCUCCGUGGCAGGCCCAGCCCGACCAGCUUCUGGACCCAGGCAGGCCCCGGAGGCCUCCCUGCUUGUGUCCUGUCAAAACAGCAAGUUCCGGAAAAACAACUACAAAUGGGUGGCUGCUUCGACGAAGAGCCCCCGGGCGCCUCGCAGGGCCCUCAGCCCCAGAGCAGCUGCGGAGAACGUGUGCACAGCGGAGCGAGCCGAGAAGCUGCAGCCCAAAGCCGACCCGGAGACCAAACCCAAGAAGCCGGCCGGGUGCCCCGUGGGCGCUCCCCGCAGCAAGUACCAGUGGAAGGCCUCCAGCCCCUCGGCCUCCUCCUGCUCCUCCUUCCGCUGGCAGUCGGAGGCUGGCAGCAAGGACCAUGCCUUCCAGCUCUCUCCAGUCCCUUCGAGGUCCCCCCCGGGGGACAAGCCAGCAGUGGGGCCCAGCGGCUUGAAGCCCCUCUUCAGUGAGACCCCAGGGCUCUCGGCUUACAAAGUGAAGAGCCGCACCAAGAUCAUCAAGAGGCGGGGGAGUGCCAGCCUUCCUGGGGACAAGAAGAGCAGCCCCCCACCAACUGCCACCGCCAAGAGCCAGUUCAGCCUGCGCAGGAGGCAGGCCCUGCGGGGGAGGAGCGGCCCUGCCCAGAAGAAGACCCCCCCCAAGGGCCUGGUGCAGGUCACCCGGCACCGGCUGUGCUGCCUGCCUCCUGGCCGCACCCACCUCCCCAUCAAGGAAGCCUCCAGCCCGAACGCCCUGCCGGCCCCUGCCACCAGCAAGGUGAUCAAGACCCGGUACCGCAUCGUCAAGAAGACCCCGGUGUCGCCUUUCAGCGCAUCCCCCUUCCCCCUGUCCCUGCCUUCCUGGCGGGCUCGGCGGCUCUCCCUGUCCAGGUCCCUGGUGCUAAAUCGCCUGCGCCCUGCCCGCGGCGGUGGGAGAGUCCAGCUCGGCUCCCCCCGCUGGCGGGACAGAGGCUACCGCUGUAUCGGAGGGGUGCUCUACCGGGUGACAGCCAACAAGCUCGCCAAGACUCCCGGCCGGCCCAGUGCUGAGGGGGCCUGCAGGCCCCUCCUGCGUACAGAUGCCCGUGUGCUCCUACUUCCUGAAGGGGAUCUGCAGCAACAGCGACUGCCCCUACAGCCACGUCUACGUGUCUCGGAAGGCGGAGGUCUGCACCGACUUCCUCAAAGGUUACUGCCCACUGGGCGCCAAGUGCAAGAAGAAGCACACCCUGCUGUGCCCCGACUUCUCCCGCCGGGGCUCCUGCCCCCGGGGCGCCCAGUGCCAGCUGCUGCACCGCCACCAGAAGCGCCCCGGCCGCCAGGCAUCCGCACCCCCCGCCCCGGAGCCCAGCAUCGCGCCUCCCAGGAGCAGGGCCUCCACUGGCCACGGGCCCAGGAAGCCCUCGGCCGCCCCGCGCCCUGCGAGGCAGACGCCCAGCUCCCCCGCCUCGGAGGCUGCUGGCCUGGCCUCCCCUCUCUGCUCCGCACGGGGGUCAGCUGCAGCCUGUGCCCUGCCCUCGAAGGCUCCCUUCUCCCCCUCCCCCUCCUCCCCCUCCUCCCCCUCCUCAGACCGGGAGGAGCCGGUGCUCCAGGAGGAGGCUGCCUCUGCCGGGAAGAGCUCCGGAGGCCUCUCCAAGCUGCCCUCCUUCAUCUCCCUGCAGUCCCCGCCCAGCCCAGGCGGCCAGCCCAGGGCCCCGGCCACCAGGAGCGCCCCCGCCAAGGACUCAGGGAAACCUCUGCACAUCAAGCCCCGGCUGUGAGGGGCCAGCCCACGCCUACCUCAGCCCUCAGCGCUGGACAGAAAGGAGGCCACCCCACCGCCACCGCCCCAGGAGGGCCUGCCACAACGCCCUGGGGGCCGCAGGGCCAUCGCUCUGCCCCCUGGCUCCCAGCCUCCCUGACCAGCGCGAGCCCAGGCCUCCCCCUCCCUCGGGCUGGGCCCUGCCUGGCCGGCCCCUCUGCACCCCGCACCUCCCACCCUUGGGUCCUCAGCCUCCCACCCAGCACAGGCCCCCAGCUCCCCGCCCUCUGUGGGUGGGGCAGUGGUGGUCACUGCACCCCCAGCCUCACCCAGGACCUCCCGCCUGGGCACGGGGCCACCAGCCAGGCUCCCUGGCGGGCAUUUCUGUUCAGCAAUAAAGGUUGUCCCAUGUCUGCUUGGCUGCCUGCCUGUCGCCAUGCCACAGCUCACGGACGGCUGCUGCCCACGGGUCCUCUGGGAGCCCCUGGUGGGACCUGGAGGCCUGCGAUUGAGUCGCCCUGGAUGAGGGGAGGGGCUGGCCACAGACCCCAGAGGUAGAGCUGUGACCACUGCUCUGUCUUCCCACCUGCCCACCAGGCUCUGGACCCGAACAUGGCCAGGCAGGGUAAAGGUGCCCCCCUGCCUGUCCCUCAUGGCCACACCACCGUGACUCGUGGGGAAAGGCCCAGGGGAGCCAGGGGCCAUGACUGCAGCUGGCUGGUGUGGGGUCCCCACACCGAGUCCCCCCGGAGGCC